AUGGCAUCAACCUCAGUCCACGCUGGAUCCCCUGACAUAACUAUCGUGCGGGGAACAGUGGAUGACGCUCCGGCAGUCCUCGAUAUCCUCGAUACCGCAGUCAAAUGGCUAGUAUCGCAUGAAAGAACUGGACAGUGGGGAUCAGCCCCAUUUUCCGAGAAUCUCAAACGCGCCGAACAACUCAGAGAAUUCGCAACCACCGGCCAUGGUCUCUGGCUCGCCAUCAAGGUUGCUGAUGAUACGCCUAUCUCUGACGAUAACCCCCAAACUGCGAAGGGAAGAAUCCCGGGUAUCAUUGUAGGAGCGCUUGCCGUCGGAGAGCGAGUGCCUUAUGUGACUCCUGUCUCCGAGCCUGAGCUUUACGUGCGACUCCUAGUCACGGAUCGACGAUGGGCGGGCAAUCAGAUAGGUAAACGCCUUUUGGAUCAUGCUCGUGGUCUUGCCAACAAGGAUGGAGUCUCAUUACUACGAGUGGAUUGCUAUGCAGGGAGUGAUGGCAAGUUGGUUCAAUACUAUGAGUCACAAGGAUUUAAGCGAUCUGAAAGGUUGAAUGUGGAAGGCGUCUGGCCCUGUCAAGUGCUUGCUCAACGUUUAGAUCAAGUGAAAGAAGAGGGGGAACCUUGA
Penicillium nucicola is the source of this 624-nucleotide messenger RNA. RefSeq names its product GNAT family N-acetyltransferase. The transcript has 2 exons. Bases 1 to 624 code for a protein of 207 amino acids. The record is from RefSeq and is a predicted model, not a curated record. Lineage: Eukaryota; Fungi; Ascomycota; Eurotiomycetes; Eurotiales; Aspergillaceae. Gene Ontology annotation, molecular function: acyltransferase activity, transferring groups other than amino-acyl groups.